AUGCUCCUCCUUUCACCUCGGACACUACAAGCAGGCCUGGCCAGCAGCCUGGCAGCCUCACACUGCACCGAGUUCGCUAUAGCAGAAGUCCUCAAGGCCACCAAUGACUGGUCCCCCGACAACCAGCUGGGCUCGGGUGCCUUUGGCGAUGUGUACAAGGGCGUGUCUCCCCGCGAUGGCACCACUAUCCAGCAGAUGGCCGACAAGAACCAUCCCAACAUUGUGAAGCUCCUUGGCUUUGCAAUCGGAGGAGACUUGAGGACACAGCCAGAGCAAGUUCUCAUCUAUGAAUACGUGCCCAACGGCGAUCUUAACAAAUGGAUCGGUCUAAAGGCAGAGCGCCCUCUGACUCUGAAGCAGCGGCUGGACAUUCUUAUCGGCAUGGCAAGGGGCUUUGAGUACCUCCACAGCUUUGGCAUCGUGCAUCGCGACAUCAAGCCUGCCAACGUCCUCAUCACCGACAGCAUGCAGGCAAAGAUUGCAGACUUUGGGCUCGUGAGGAUGGGGGAGGGCACAAGUGUGGGCACAACGCGCAUCAUGGGCACACCGGGCUAUGUCGAUCCGGUCUACUCCAUCACGUCCAAGGCCACUGCAGCCAGUGAUGUCUACAGCCUCAAGGACCCCACCUUGGACGCCCCUGCGGAUGCUGUGCUGCGUGUGGCUCAUCUCGCCCUCUCCUGCACCGUGGAGCGCACUGCAGCCCGACCAAGCAUGGCACAUGUCGCCAACGAGCUGCAAGCCAUCCGGGAGGAGUGGGUGGGGAAAGAGGAGCUGAGCGCAGCUGUUAAGGUGGAUGCGGAGGUGCAGGAAAUGAAGGAGGUGUUCUCUAGUGGGAACAGCCUCAACACCGAACUUCAGAUGAUUGAAGACAACUUGGGGGCGCGGGUGGAGCUGGAGGGAGCGGUGGAGGUGGCGGUGGAGGCGGCGAAGGGAGUGGGGGUGGCGGUGGGAGUGGUGGCGGGGGCGGUGGUGGUGGUGGCAGCGGCGGAGGAGGCGGCGGUGGUGGCGGUAGCGGUGGGGGUGGAGGUGGCGGUGGAGGCGGAGGAGGAGGCGGUGGUGGCGGAGGGGGUGGAGCUGGUGUGUCUCAGGUAG
Messenger RNA from Closterium sp. NIES-65, 1092 nucleotides. NCBI's taxonomy places the organism in Eukaryota, Viridiplantae, Streptophyta, Zygnematophyceae, Desmidiales, Closteriaceae. The record is from the annotation of a GenBank genome assembly.